This is a messenger RNA of Bufo gargarizans (Asiatic toad), 1113 nucleotides long. RefSeq names its product gastrula zinc finger protein XlCGF17.1-like. Gene Ontology annotation, molecular function: RNA polymerase II cis-regulatory region sequence-specific DNA binding; DNA-binding transcription factor activity. The transcript is spliced from 2 exons. Lineage: Eukaryota; Metazoa; Chordata; Amphibia; Anura; Bufonidae. The coding region runs from base 1 to 1113 and encodes 370 amino acids. The record is from RefSeq and is a predicted model, not a curated record. Gene Ontology annotation, biological process: regulation of transcription by RNA polymerase II.
AUGUCUGCAAGAUCUGAAUAUAGUAAACUUUUUGAAAAGACAUUUAAAGAAACUCAACAAUGUGAAAGACAUCAGAGAAUUCACACAGGAGAGAAGCCAUAUUCGUGUCCUGAAUGUGAAAAGUGUUUUAGUCAAAUGUCAGGUCUUGUUCAACAUCUGAGACAACACACAGGGGAGAAGUCAUUUUCAUGUCCUGAAUGUGAGAAGUGUUUUAUUCAGAAAUCCCAUCUUAUUCGACAUCAGAUAAUUCACACAGGAGAGAAGCCAUUUUCAUGUACUGAAUGUGAGAAGUGUUUUAGUCAGAAAUCAUAUCUUGUUGAACAUCAGAGAAUUCACACUGGAGAGAAGCCAUUUUCAUGUUCUAAAUGUAAGAAGUGCUUUUGUCAGAAAUCAAAUCUUGUUCAGCAUCAGAGAAUUCACACAGUAGAAAAGCUAAUUUCAUGUCCUAAAUGUGAGAAGUGUUUUACUCAGAAAUCAGAUCUUGUCCAACAUCAGAGAAUUCACACAGAAGAGAAGCCAUUUUCAUGUCCUGAAUGUGAAAGGUGUUUUAGUCAAAUAUCAAAUCUUAUUCGACAUCAGAGAAUUCACACAGAAGAGAAACCAUUUUCAUGUCCUGACUGUGAGAAGUGUUUUAGUCAGAAAUCAGUUCUUGUCCGACAUCAGAGAAUUCACACAGAAGAGAAGCCAUUUUCAUGUCCUGAAUGUAAGAAGUGCUUUAGUCAGAAAUCGUAUCUUGUUGGACAUCAGAGAAUUCACACAGGAGAGAAGCCAUUUUCAUGUCCUGAAUGUGAGAAGUGUUUUAUGCAGAAGUCAGGUUUUGUUAAACAUCUAAGAGUUCACACAGGAGAGAAACCAUAUUUAUGUCCUGAAUGUGAGAAGUGUUUUAGAGUGAAAUCACAUCUUAAACAACAUCAGAGAAUUCACACAGGAGAGAAGCCAUUUUCAUGUCCUGAAUGUGAGAAGUGUUUUAGUCGGAAAUCUCAUUUUAUACGACAUCUAAGAAUUCACACAAAAGAGAAGCCAUUUUCAUGCCCUGAAUCUAAAAAGUGUUUUAGUCAGAAAUUAGAUCUUGUUGGACAUCAGAGAAUUUUUUCUCAUCAGGGAUCCUUUUGA